AUGUCCACCAACAAUAAGAAGGGUCUCACAGUUACGAUUGAAAGACGAAACACCGACGACUCAACCACAUCAGAAGUCAAGACACCACGCACAGCACGCUUCGCUGAAGCGACAUCAGUCUACUCACCCAUCGACGCUCCAAAGUCACCUUUCAGCUCCUACCCCACAAACCACUACAAGCCGCAGCCUCAAGUAUCGGACGUGGGCUUUGGCUACGUCCAAACCGUCGAGAUGGAAGAGACCGACAGGAAAUACCUCCCUCCUCCGACACCAAGAGGUCCCCUCAAGAGUGCGUUGAAGUCGCCCGGCGCGCCACCGCGGACACCUGGCAGGCCCAGCAUGAUCCUCAGCCCUACAUUCAGGGAGGAGCGUGAUCUCGAGAAGCAAGAAUCUUCGUUGGAGAAGGAGCAGGCCAAGGAUAUCAGUGCUAACGUCGAGCAGAAAGUCAAGGUCCGAGUAAGGAUCGCUAAGAUCUUCUUGCGCGGCAUCAACUUCGCUUGCAGUCUUAUCGUUCUCUCCAUGGUCGCAACUGCACUGGCAAUCUUCCACGCAACAAAGUCACUCCCAAAACGAAACAACCUUCCUCCUUGGGCCGACAACACGAAGACAUGGCCGCAGAUUCUCCUGUUGGUCAUUGCAAUCAUCUCUCUUGUCAUGUCCAUCACCGUGAUGAUUGCGUAUUGCAGAGGAGGUCACAACCGAGCCGAGAAGGUGGCAGCCUACUACACCAUCUUCGCCGUCGGUUUCUUCAUCUUCAGCAUCAUCAUGUGGGCUGUAGGUGCAGCAGUCUUCAACCAGAGCAAAGCGCAAAAUAGCAACAAAGACAUGUGGGGCUGGUCUUGCGUCGACAACAAGCGGCGGCAUCUGUUCGAGGACGAUAUUGCUUACGGUCUCGUUUGCCGCCUGCAGAACUGGGCACUCGUCUGCUGCAUCAUCGAAGUCGUCGUUGAAGUCCUCUGCAUCAUCAUCUACGGAAUUGUCUUCUACCGUUUCUGGUCCAAGAGGAAGCUUAGGAAGUCCAUGGCUGUCCGCGACAAAGCUCGAUCGGACCUCUACCUUGCCCAACUCCGCUCGCAGUCAGCACCCAACACCCCCGGAUUCGGCCCUCUCUCGCCCCGCUCCGGUGGCUGGCGCCCACCCCCAGGCCACCCUGACUACGUCGACCCCAACGCCAUGGCUCAAGACAGCGAGAACGGCAAGGUUCAGUACGCCCAGAUCCGUGAGAUUGUUCAGCCACAGCCGUUCACCCUGCAAGCGCCACCGAUCAAGGUCACUGGCGCAACACCCAAGAUCAGCCAGGACGGCUUUGAUACACCCUCACGAACACAGACCGUCUCACCACCCGUGCCGACUCUUUCCCCUGGGAUUGAGAGACACAACGACCACGUGGCUGCCGCACCGGGAGAACAGCAAUACGCAGCUGUUCCCAUCCCAGGAGCAUACACACCGCUGGCAUCGCCUUCGUACCCACCGGCACAGCAACAGCAAGGAUUCGACUUUGGUCCUCAUGCGGGUCGAUGA
Ascochyta rabiei is the source of this 1521-nucleotide messenger RNA. RefSeq lists its product as uncharacterized. Bases 1 to 1521 code for a protein of 506 amino acids. The record is from RefSeq and is a predicted model, not a curated record. The transcript has 2 exons. NCBI's taxonomy places the organism in Eukaryota, Fungi, Ascomycota, Dothideomycetes, Pleosporales, Didymellaceae.